Messenger RNA from Centruroides sculpturatus (bark scorpion), 1974 nucleotides. Its product is annotated as MFS-type transporter SLC18B1-like. Lineage: Eukaryota; Metazoa; Arthropoda; Arachnida; Scorpiones; Buthidae. Gene Ontology annotation, molecular function: transmembrane transporter activity. Bases 286 to 1572 code for a protein of 428 amino acids. The transcript has 14 exons. The record is from RefSeq and is a predicted model, not a curated record. Gene Ontology annotation, biological process: transmembrane transport.
GCUGCCUCUCCAGAUGGUAGACCCUGACGUUCCAUUUGGUCUCAUAAAUGCUCGAUGGGCAGACCAAAAGCUUGAAGGACACAUAACUGGAAAACUGUAGUUGUGUGUAGCCGAACAUUGUCUCGCUGAGAAACGACAGUUUGUAGCACUGCAUGAAAGGCAACACAUGAGGAUUUCCUGAACGUAUUGUUGUACAGUCAAUGUUUUUAUUGCAUCACUACUAACGAGUUUCGCGGUAAUCAGAUAAAUUUUCAGUAAAUGAGUGUACUAUAGAAAUAUACUAUAAUGAAUGAAAAACGAAAGAAGACAUUGUUGUUAAUAAUUUUAGGUUUAGGUAAUUUUGCCAUUGGCUGUACAUUCUCAAUACAAUCCCCAUUCUUUCCUAGAGAGGCAGAAAAAAAAGGAGCGUCACCAACUGAAUAUGGUUUUGUAUUUGGUGUAUAUCAAUUGACAUUUUUCAUACUAGCUCCAAUUUAUGGAAAACUAAUGGGCCAUAUCUCGCCAAAUUUCAUGUUAUUGUCAGGAUUAUUUCUAGUCGGAGGUGCCGUCCUUCUAUUUGGCUUUUUGCAAGAUUCGCCUCAUGGCUUACCGUUCUUAGUUCUGGCAUACGUUCUACGCAUUGUAGAAGGAACUGGAUCAGCUGCUUAUCAAGUGUCCAGUUUCUCAAUUAUAGCUAGAGAAUUCAGAGACAGUGUAGCAAAAACAAUGGCUACUUUAGAAGCAGCUCUUGGAAUAGGGGUUAUUGUUGCACCAACUUUAGGUGGAGCAUUAUAUAACCUAGGAGAGUUCCUAUUACCAUUUGUAACAUUAGGCAGUUUUAUACUUCUUUGUGUUUUUUUUACAUAUUUUAUUCUGCCUACAUGUAGUCCCUCUCCAGAAAUGGCAUCUGGAAAGCUUUUGAAAUUCUGGCUUAACUUUUCCUUAAUUAUUGAUGCAACAAUUAUUAGUACAUCAUGCAUGUUCAUUGGAUAUAUAUCAGCUGUAUUAGAACCACAUCUAAGACAGUUUCAGUUAUCUACAAUGACUGUAUCCGUUAUAUUUGUAACUGCAGGUUUGUCAUAUUCCAUAUCAGCACCUAUUUGGGGUUUUAUCUGUGACCAUAAGAUUAACACUAAAUGUCUGAGUAUAGUUGGAGGUAUUUUAUUAUCAGUUUCAUUUUUAUUCAUUGGUCCUGCACCAUUUCUAAACCUUCCAUCACAAUUGUGGUUAGUGAUAGUUUCACUUGCAAUAGCUGGAAUUGGUGUGUCCUGUUGUUAUGUUUCACCUUUUAUUGGAACUUUGCAAGAUACUGUCCACAUCCGUGGUUAUCCUGAGGAUAUAAAAACUUAUGGACUUGUAUCAUCAAUGGCUGGUUCAGCACAAUCAUUUGGAAACUUUGUAGGACCUUCACUUGGUGGAUAUUUAUUAGAAAAAAUAGGAUUUUCUUGGGGUGCAUUAGUCUUUGCAGGAGCAGAAAUUUUAUUGGUUUUCUUUCUGUUUACCUACGUUAGUAUAAAGUGCUGCAGAAGAAGAAAAACUGAAGAAAAAUCAUACAGUUCAUUAAAUAAUGACUAUAGUUCAAUGAGCAGUUAAAAAUUAAGUUAUAUCAACAGAACUUGAUUUUCUUAUCAAUCACUUUAAACAUUUUCUAGUAUCUUGAAAACAUGACUAUCUUUUUUUAUUAAAUGAAAGGCUAAAUUUUCUAAAUAUUCAUCAGACAGUUGCAGUUUAACAAAUGCUGAAAUUCAAAUAUUUGUUAAACUACAACAGUUUGACGAUGAAAUAACAAACAUUUGAAAAUUAUUAGCCUUUCAUUUAACAAAGAAAUAUUUUCUGGCUUCUUGAAAAUGUGAAUUUAGAUAAAGUGAUAGUUAAGCACAUGGAGCCGUCACAUUCCCAGAAUCAAUUUUAUUAUUUAUUUUAUUGAAUUCUACAUAUCAAGAAUGACAUAAUAUAUUUAUACAGUAGAGUCUUGAAAACUUGGCCUAAUGUGGA